Oncorhynchus mykiss (rainbow trout) is the source of this 2722-nucleotide messenger RNA. Its product is annotated as insulin gene enhancer protein isl-1. Gene Ontology annotation, molecular function: cis-regulatory region sequence-specific DNA binding; DNA-binding transcription factor activity, RNA polymerase II-specific. The record is from RefSeq and is a predicted model, not a curated record. Gene Ontology annotation, biological process: positive regulation of transcription by RNA polymerase II; neuron fate specification; axonogenesis. Lineage: Eukaryota; Metazoa; Chordata; Actinopteri; Salmoniformes; Salmonidae. Gene Ontology annotation, cellular component: nucleus.
CCUUUCUUCAUAACCAAUCAGCAUCCCAUAAAGAUGACGUUUCGGUGUCCUACGUCAGCCCGAUGGCGAUAGAGUAGAGUUGGUGCAAGGGAGUUUGAGUGGGAGAUAGAGACUAGCGCGCCCCAUCACAACACAGGGACCAGGCACCGGAGAACAGACCCUCUCACACCCCCGCCCUCUCCACCGACUAAGAACAAGUCCGGCUGCAACACCCCGGUUAACAAUCAGCCAGCACCGGUCAGUACACAGGCGACUGCUCUAUACCCGCAGUCCGGAGGAAAAAACGAAAAAUAAACAGCUUCAAAACUGUUGCACCACGUUUUAAAAGUGGACCUUACGCCGCCUUACUUCUUGGACAUGGGCGAUAUGGGGGAUCCACCGAAAAAAAAGCGGCUCAUAUCGUUGUGUGUCGGCUGUGGGAACCAGAUCCACGACCAGUAUAUUCUGCGGGUCUCUCCGGACCUCGAAUGGCACGCUGCCUGUUUGAAGUGUGCAGAGUGUAAUCAGUAUCUGGACGAGUCUUGUACCUGCUUUGUCCGAGACGGGAAAACCUACUGUAAAAGGGACUAUGUUAGGUUAUACGGGAUAAAGUGCGCUAAAUGCAACAUCGGUUUCAGCAAGAAUGACUUCGUGAUGAGAGCGCGCUCCAAGGUGUACCAUAUCGAGUGUUUUCGGUGUGUGGCCUGCAGCCGACAGCUCAUCCCGGGGGACGAGUUCGCUCUGAGGGAGGAUGGCUUGUUCUGCCGGGCCGACCAUGACGUCGUGGAGCGGGCAACAAUGGGCGUCGGAGACCCCCUCAGCCCCCUCCACCCGGCCAGACCUUUACAAAUGGCAGAACCAAUAUCAGCCAGACAGCCCGUGCUUCGACCGCACGUCCACAAACAACCGGAGAAGACCACACGCGUACGGACAGUUCUUAACGAAAAGCAACUCCACACUUUGCGGACCUGCUACAACGCAAACCCCCGACCCGACGCUCUGAUGAAGGAGCAGCUAGUCGAGAUGACCGGUCUCAGUCCCCGAGUCAUCCGGGUCUGGUUCCAAAACAAGCGUUGCAAGGACAAGAAGAGGAGUAUUCUGAUGAAACAGUUACAGCAACAUCAGCCCGACGACAAAACGUUUCUCUGGGACUAUCUGCAGAAUAUCCAGGGAAUGACGGGUACACCGAUGGUGGCGGCCAGCCCGGAGAGACACGACGGUGGUUUACAGGCAAACCCAGUGGAGGUGCAGAGUUACCAGCCGCCUUGGAAGGUCCUCAGUGACUUCGCGUUGCAGAGUGACAUGGAUCAACCCGCGUUUCAACAACUGGUCCAUUUUUCGGAGGGAGGACCUGGUUCCAACUCGACAGGGAGCGAAGUCGCCUCGAUGUCAUCCCAACUUCCAGACACACCCAACAGCAUGGUCUCGAGCCCUAUAGAGGCGUAGGGCCUCGAGGACGGACUGUAGACUAUUGACUAUUGUCAUAUUUCUGACUGAUGAUGAAGUGAUGCUAGUUGGGCAAAGGGGCGAACUGACUGAAAACUGAAAGAAAAAAAAUAAUAACUCGGGGUUGAAAGAAACAAAAUGUCACUGAAUCUCUUGUUGAUUUCAUUCGAACUGAGAGAUUAAAGAGAAUCCUCCUCCCGCAACUGCACGAAGCCUCUUUAACGACGAAACAACCCCUUGGUUGUAGUUUUACACUGUGAAGACAAUCAUGGAUUAUUACCCCACCUAGAUCUGUCCAUAUGUCCGUCAUACGUCCGUCCGUCCACUCGCCGCAAAACAACCCUGGAGAAGAGGAAAGGAGAGGACAAUGGAGCAGUCUAUGGGCUCUAUCCAAUCUGUGUUGUUGAAGCGUUACAUAUUGCGCGACAGACAUUUAAAGCUAAUUUCCUAUUUAGCUGACAUAUACAGCGAUUAACAUGAAUGCAGUCUCCGCUAACGCGGGGUGAACAUUGCCUCUUUCAGUCACGCUGCAACGCCGAGAGCGCAUCUGCCUGCACCAUAAAGUGUCUGCGACUCAUGCGUAGCGAGAUCUGUAGAUCUCACUACGUCAUACAUGACUGGUGCUGCCCGUUGGAAACUCCUGGUAACAGUUCGACAAAAACAAUUUAUAAUACUACACCACACAUACACUCCUGGACCAACGGACCUCUAGGAAAAAUAUGAACUUUAAUAUUGAAGAUGAAAUCUGGUUCUACAUUUGCACAUUGUUGUGCAUAAUGUUUGAAUAUACAAACAAAUGACUGGCUAUUCUGUUUCUCUAAAAUAACUUGACCUGAGAUUCGCCUCCUGAUAAGAUGCCGUUUGGAUGGGAUUGCAAAUAUUGCUAUUCAAUUAUUUUGUUAUUAUCUCCUUGAUAAAGUCCAAGUAAGGCCUACUUAAGCAUUGCAACAAGGUAUACCUCUAUUUUGCCACAAGCUACGUGGGACUUUUAUGUGUGAGUUUGUGUCCAUUCAAGAAUAUGUUGUUUUUUUUUCUUUCCCAAAGAUGUGUAUAAGUUAUAAUGAUCGUUUUUUUUUUUCGUUUGUUCCUGUUAAACAAAAUUAUUUAUUAUUUAUUGUUGAAAGACUUGCCACUUUUUUUUGUGUAACUUUCUUUACUGAAGUAAAACAAGAAAAACGAUUGUACCGUGGUCUCCGAUUUAUCUAUCCUAAUUGUAUGCGUCCUGUCCCUUUCUAUAUAUUACUAAUAAAACAACGACAUGUGUAGAAAUAUAUCUCCAGGAUUAUUUCACUAAUAU